CGAGGCGCCUUCAGACCCCCGUAGAGUAGACAGGCAGAGCGAGCGAUCGAGACGUUUCGGAGGCUGGAAGGCAAAUCUCCCUUUUGGGUUUAGUUGGCUGCACCGUAAUUGUCUUGUCUCCCGGGCAGGAGCCAUGGACGAGCAGGAGAGGCAGAAGAAGCUGGAGGCCGGCAAAGCCAAGCUUGCACAGUUUAGGCAACGAAAAGCAUACUCUGAUGGACAGCAUGCAUUUAAGAAGCAGAAGAAGAAGAAAAAGAUAACGAAAAUCAAAGAUGAAGAAUUUAUACAAGAAGGUUUGGAUAUUAACCAAUUGCAAACAGAAGAAGCGUCCCCACAUAGCUUUCAAAGAGGAGCAGCUGCUACAUCUGAAUCUGUUACAGUGAGAACUUUGCACAGUGAUGAAAUGAUUAAGCAUGAUCAAACAUAUUCCACAGAACUAGAAAGUGAGUUUUCCACUCCAGCAGAUGAUUACAGCUCAGAGAUAAAUGGUGGCAAUUUUUUGACAAGAACCGAUGUACCUUCUGACUUUAUUAGGGAAGAAGAAUUGGAAUUUGGAGAGAAGUAUACUGGUCAUGAGGUGCAGAAUACUGUAACAGAACUGGAGAUGAUGAAGAAUGAAUUGGCUGGAAAGCAGCAAGAGAUUGAAGAGCUAAAUAAAGAGCUAGAAGAAAUGAGGGCAGCGUAUGGUACAGAUGGGUUGCAACAGCUUCAGGAAUUUGAAACUGCUAUCAAAAAAAGAGACAACAUUAUAACUCAGCUCACUGCUAAUCUGCAGCAAGCCAGGAUGGAAAAAGAUGAAACUAUGAGGGAAUUUUUGGAAUUGACAGAACAGAGUCAAAAACUGCAAAUUCAAUUUCAGCAUUUACAGGCAAGUGAAACUUUAAGGAACAGUAGUCACAGCAGUACAGCGGCUGAUUUACUACAAGCAAGGCAACAGAUAUUUGCCUAUCAGCAACAGCUUGAAGAACAAGAGCAGCUAUUGAGAAACUAUCAGAAGAAAAAUGAAGAUUUUGAAGUGCAGGUUUCCCUUCUGCAACAUAAAAUCAUGGACAUGGAAAAAUGGAAAGAUGAAGAAGAUUGUUCUACAAAGAAGAAAAUGAAUGAACAACAAACAACUAUUGAACAACUGGAAGCAAAAUGUACAGAACAUGAAGAAAAUAUAUUUCUAUAUCUGAAAAAAAUAUCAAUUGCUGAGAAAUCUCUAGAGGAAUUAAAAGAAGAGACUUUUCAAAAGAAUCAAGAGCUGGAUAAUGUAAAGCUUGAACUAACAAUUUCUAAACAAAAAGAAAGGCAAUGCUCUGAUGAAAUAAAACAGUUAAUGGGAACUGUGGAAGAACUGCAAAAGCGAUUUCACAAAGAUACCCAACAUGAGAAUGAUAUCAAAGAAAAAAUGGAAUUUGAAGCCCAAAGGAAACUUGCAAAUCUCAGGGCAGAAUUAGAAGAAAUGCAUGGCCAGCAGAUUGUACAAUUGAAGCAAGAAUUAAUCAGAGAACAUUCAGCAGAAAUCGCAAAACUCCUUGCCCAACAAAAAGCAGAUUUAGAGAAAGUAUGCUCUGAUAAUACUAAUGAAGACCAAAUGCACUUAAUGAAUACUACAAUUAAUGAGUUGAAUCAGAUGCUUCAGGAUGCUAAUUAUCAAAAAGAAAAAGUAAAACAAGAAUUAUCCAAACAGGUUGAACUGUUAUCUUUGGAAAAAUCUUCUUUUCAAAAUCAAGUGGAAGAUCUUUGUCAAGAACUGAGCUUUGCAAGAGAACAGAUCCAAAGAGUUAAGAAGACUAUAAAUGAAAAAGAAUCCAAAUUGCAGCAAGUAGAUACGUUAAAAAUCACUAUUGGAGAUCUAAAAGCUCAACUUGCUUCAGCUUCAGAAAUCAAGAAAGAACUAGAAAUGAAACAUGAGGCAGAAAUUACAAACUACAAAAUAAAACUUGAAAUGCUGGAAAAAGAAAAGGAUGCUGUUUUGGAUAGGAUGGCAGAAUCUCAAGAAGCAGAACUAGAGAGAUUGAGGACUCAACUUUUAUUCAGUCAUGAAGAAGAAUUAUCAAAAUUGAAAGAUGAUUUACAAAUAGGACACAAAAUAAAUAUUGAAAAUCUUAAAGAUAAUAUGAGUAUGCAAGCUAAACAACAAUUAGAUGAUUUGCAAAAUGAAAUGAACAAAAAAUUAGAAGCUAUGCAAUUCGAAAAUGACAGCUUAAUAAAAAAUCAGAAUCAACUUACAUUAGAAAUAGCAAGACUAAAAGAUUUACCUACAGUAAUUACUAUUUCCGAAGAAAUGAUGCUUCUGGUAAAUAACCUCAAGGAAGAGAUAGAAGUUCUUAGACAAGAAGAAAAGAAAAAAUGUAUACUUGAACAGGAAAUUCAGGAGUUGCAACUUAAAACAGAAUUAUUUGAGAAACAAAUGAAAGAGCAAGCACAUUGUCUUCAAGAAAAGUAUUUAUUGGUUGAAGCACAAAAUAAUGUUCUUGAAGGUGAAAAUAAGGCUCUGCAAGACAAAUUAAACAAAUGCACAAUUAGGACUCUGGAAGGGAACUUGAUUUUAACUAGUGACAAUUCGAAUUCAGAGAAUUUUGAUUUACAAAACAGAAUAGACAAAUUAAUAGCUGAAAAUGAAAAACUUGUACGACAAGACAUCAAACAAAAAGAAGAGAUUGAUACACUAAAAAACUCCUUUUCACUUGCUGAAAUAAAUUUUAAUCAUAAUUACCAAGAACUCCAAGAAAAUUAUACUUCUCUUUUAAAAGUAAAAUUGGAUUUAGAAGACAGCAAGGACAAGAAUGAAGCUGAAUAUAAAACCAAACUCCAGGCUUUGAUGGAAAAGAUUCAACAUUUACAGGGAGUUUUUCCUGCUGGGUUGGAAACUAAAAGUACAGUUGUUCACAGUAAGAGAGAAAAAGUAUUAAAAGAUUUUGGGGAAGUUAUAGAAAAAGACACAACAGAACUUAUGGAAAAACUAGAGCUCUCUCAGCAUGAGAAUUUAGAACUUUCAUUAAGACUUUCUGAUCUUUCUGAACAGUUAAAAAUAAAGCAUCAUCAAAUCAGCCAAUUAAAUGCAGAGGUUAUGUGCCUAAAACAAGAUAAAGAACAAAUUUCAGCAAGGUGUAAAGAACUAGAAUUUGUAGUUAGUCAUAAAUUGGAGAAGAAUAUGAAUUCUUUUGAACAGGAAACAGAAAAUUGCAGUGGGGAACUAGCCAAAGACCAGCCUAUAGUUAAUGAACCUGGAAAUUUUAUUUCUGACUUCAAUCAGAAAUUUGACAGAUUGAUAGGAGACAAAGAAGAAAAAAUAAUACCAAGUGAGCUGUUGGCUCAUAGCAUUCCAGUGGAAGAGAUACUUCAACAAAAACUGAGCCCAGAACCAGAAUCACUGUUGGAUAACUUUAAUCAAAUGCAUGAAAUAACAGGAGACUCCAUGUAUAUGGAUUUUGUGCAAAGUGAAAACAAGCUAAAGGAACAGCUGGAUAUGUUGAAAACUGAGCAGAAUGAUUUAAAAUUGCAGAUGGAGGCCCAACGUAUUUGUCUCUCUGUGGUUUAUUCAGCGCAUGUGAAUCAGGUGCGUGAAUACAUGGAAAAUGAAAAAGAGAAUGCUCUUUCUGCUCUUAAAGAAGAUCUCCAGCUACGUCAUAUACAAGAGUUGUGUGAGCUAAAGAAAAGUCAGAUUGUGGAGAAUCAAAAAACAGAUGAAAAAGACCAGUCUGCAUGGGUGCAUCUGGAAGAACUUAGCAAGAAAGUAGUUGAAGAAUGUUCAAAGCUCACUAAGUCAGUACGUGAAAUACUUCCUGAACUUUUUUCAAAUGCUACUGAACUUGAUGUUGGUGAGAGAAAUCAAUAUAAUUCAGCAUUAAUGCCAACAGAAGACCUUCAAGUUUUGCAAGAAACCCUACAAAGUCUCCUGAAUAAUAUAAUGGAAACGUCCCAGAGGCUACUAGAAUAUCAAGUAGAAUUCAUAGAAAGCAGAAAAAAGAUGGAAGAUCAACAGACAUCCCAUGCUGAUUAUAAUGAUAAAGAGAUUGGCUCUCUUCAACAGAAUGUAGAACCUUUGCCUACUGCAUCUCAAGAUCUAGUUGGUAAAGGUAUUAAAAUUAAGUCAGUUUCUCAGGAAGAAGUAGAGAACUUGAAAUUUCAACUUGAAGAACAACAUGCCCAAGAAAUUGAACAUCUUCGAUCAUAUUUCCAUCAGCAGUUAAAAGAAACUGAAGAAAAAUAUUUCACAGAGAUAGUUCACCUACAGAAUAGACUCCAAAUUGCCAGCGAGACUUCUGAAAAUUCCAGUGUUUCUGUGGAGUCACAUGUAAAUGAAGAUAAGCAGGAAGCAAGACAUGCUGAAGGUGAUAUUCAAAAAAAUGCUGAGAAGAUAAUUGAGUUACCAAAUGAAGCUGAUGCAACUGAAUUGCUGGAAAAACAGUACCAAGAAAAGCUGCUACAAGAAGUGGCAAAGGUGGUUGUAACCAUGAGUAUAGAAUUUGCACAGAAAACUGAACUAGCAAGAAUUGCUAAUCUGGAAGAGGAAAAUUCACUGAUGAAACCAAUAGAAACUCAGCUGGAGAAUAAUUAUCAUAGAAAGGAAUAUCUAGAAGAAUUAAACAGUCACAUAAAUGAGAAGACAUGCACUAAGCCUGAAGAAUUGUGUGGUAAAAUGUCAUCCCUCGGAGGACAAUUUGAACUUGAUGCUAAAAAAGCUACACUAUAUGAAGUGCAACAUUUUAAUCCAAAGAUUUCAACAUACCAGUACUCUUCCUCCCAUGAAGAAAAAUUUAUUGAAAAGAUGCCUAUGAUUGCAAAUGAAGUUUCAACUUCCAGCAUUCUUACUUCAACCCAGAUAUUGUCUUAUGAGGAUCGUCUGGAAGAUAUGCAUCAAGAGCUUGUUCGUCAGUAUCAAGAACAUCAGCAGGCAACAGAAAUAUUAAAACAGAGUCACAUGCAGCAGUUGGAGAGGCAGAAAGAAAAUCAAGAGCUUCUCCUCACAGAGCUUGAUAGUCUUAAAUUACAGUUAGCAGAGAAUAUUAAUGAAAAUGUCAUAACAGAAAGAGAACAAAUGCUUUUAGAUGAACUAGAAUCACUAAAGAAGCAAUUAAUAGCUGGGAGAGAAAAGCAACUCUCUGAGUUAAAAAACAGCAGUACUCAAACACAGAAUGAAAGUGUGAAUCAGACUGAAAAUAAAGAGCAUGUUUUAGAAGUUGAAGAUGGAGAAGAAAAACAUGGACAAACUUCUGUCGACAUUCUUUCAAAAGAGAGAUGUACUUUGCAGAAAGCCAGUAGUAGGCUGAUGAAGAUUCUGUUGGAUAUUGUGAAGACUACUGCAGCUGUAGAAGAAACAAUUGGACACCUUGUUGUGAAACUUCUAGAUCAGUCACCAGAAUCUCAGUUCCUUUUUAAAAGUCUUGCAUGGGAGGCAAGAGCAGAAGACACCUUAAAACCAAGCAUUUACAUGGGAUAUGAGCCAGCUCUGCUUACUGUACUCCAGGUUGUUAUUUGUCAGAAGCUGAGCAGGGUCUCUUACCUGGUCAGUACUUAAGAUGGGUGAACUUCAAAGAGCAUCAGUUGCAUCAAAAGGCCAUCAUCUCAGUAUAUUGGCAAUGAUCUUGAAAGUCAAGACAAUAUCAUGUGGUCAGAAAUCACAGAUG
This is a messenger RNA of Pantherophis guttatus, 5615 nucleotides long. The record is from RefSeq and is a predicted model, not a curated record. Lineage: Eukaryota; Metazoa; Chordata; Lepidosauria; Squamata; Colubridae.